Molecule: messenger RNA, 831 nt
Organism: Lolium rigidum
Lineage: Eukaryota; Viridiplantae; Streptophyta; Magnoliopsida; Poales; Poaceae
Product: transient receptor potential cation channel subfamily A member 1-like
Exons: 2
Coding region: 1-831 (276 amino acids)
Molecular function (GO): protein binding
Source: RefSeq, a predicted model, not a curated record
AUGGAGUCGAUCAACCCUGCCGCUGCCGGCGAGGAUGCCAGCGCUCCCGCUCUGGCUCCAGUAGUCAUGGAUCCCUCGCUUCUAAUGGCUGUGAGCAUGGGUGACUGCCAGGCGCUAAGGACUCUCCUGAACCAUGUCUGCCCGACGCCGGUGGCACCUCAGGUCGUUGUCGAGGUGCCAGACGGAAGCACCAUCACCAGCGGAAGCUCGGACGUGCAACAUCAAGAAGGUGCUAGUGAUCAGCCAGCCGCGCCCUCUGCAGAGUCGCUCCUAGAGGGAGUCACACCUCUUGGGGACACGGCCCUUCAUGUGGUAGCAAAAUCUGGAUAUUCAUCGAGGGAAAACUUAGACUGCGCGCGUGUGGUGUAUAACAAGGCCAAACACUUGUUGGAUAAGCCCAACAACUUGGGUGACACGCCACUACACUUUGCUGCCCGGUCAGGUAGUAGGGAGAUGGUGCAUUGUCUUCUGGAGUUAUCAAAAGGCGAGGACGGCGGCAGUGACAGAGUCGAGUCUUUUCUAAGAAAGCAAAACAUGUGCGGGGAGACGGCAUUGCAUGAUGCAAUCCGUAAGAAGAACAAAGAUAUGGUUAUAUUGCUACUGACGGAGGAUUCCCAGCUGGCUCGUGUUCCGAGUGCAGGGAUGUCACCACUCUACUUGGCUAUCUUCCUAGAGCAAUACCAUAUUGCAAUCAUACUCCAUGAUGAAGACAACCAGUUGUCGUACUCUGGACCAGAUGGACAAAAUGCGCUUCAUGUAUCAGUCAUGAGGGACACAGGUACUUUACUUUUCCUUGAAGAAGUUUAUACUUUCAUGCAGUACUUUGCUUAA